This is a messenger RNA of Closterium sp. NIES-67, 1521 nucleotides long. The record is from the annotation of a GenBank genome assembly. Lineage: Eukaryota; Viridiplantae; Streptophyta; Zygnematophyceae; Desmidiales; Closteriaceae.
UUAUUUCCCUCCGCCUCUCCGCUGCAUGCCUGUCUGCCUUGCGUAACUCUGCCGCUUCCUCGCUUGCUGCAACCAUCCCAGCUCCUCAGACCACUGCUCGCCGCCAUUCGCCUCUCCUUGAUCGCUGCUGCCGCGCCACCACUCCCACUUCACACGCACUGCCUGCUUGCUCGCCCCCUCAGUUCGCGCUGACGUGGAAUGGCGUCCAUGGCUGCCACGGCAGUGGCUGAUUGCCGCACAUUGCGGUGUAUAGGUUCGACACCCUCGUCGCAAGGCCGUGUGACGCACGUCGCCUCUCUGCCUGCUCGUCGCAGCCCCCAGGCCGCAUGCACCCAUCGCUCGUUAUCCAGCGUAGCUCGCAUCAGCUCGUGGCAACGCUGCGACUCGCGUCGAGCGGCUCACCUAGGCGUGGGGCGGCCGGUGGGCGUGCGGGCGGCAGCGGAUGAGGAGGUGGAGGAGGAGCUCAUGAUGAUCGAGGAGAGCGCGCUGGAGCGCAUGGAGAAGACUCUGGACAGCGUGAGGGGCAACUUCAACACCGUCAGAACGGGCCGAGCCAGCCCCGCCCUGCUCGACCGCAUCGAGGUGGAGUACUACGGCGCCAACGUGAUUCUGAAGAGCAUCGCUCAGAUCGCAGCCCCCGACGCCUCCAUGCUGCUCGUCACGCCCUUCGACAAAUCCAGCAUCCCGUCCAUCGAGAAGGCCAUCAUGAAGUCGGAUGUGGGCCUCACGCCCUCGUCUGACGGCAACGUCAUCCGCCUCUCCAUCCCCCAGCUCACCGCUGAGCGCCGAAAGGAGCUGCUGAAGACGGUCUCAAAGCUGUCGGAAGAUGGCAAGGUGGCGCUGCGCAACGUGCGCCGCGACUCCCUCAAGGCAUAUGAGAAGCUGCAGAAGGAUAAGAAGAUCUCAGAGGAUGCUCUCAAGGACCUCUCAAAUGACAUUCAGAAGAUGACAGACGACUAUGUGAAGCAGAUUGAGACCGCCUUCAAGCAGAAGGAGAAGGAUCUCCUCACGGUUUGAGUCACACCAGGAGGAAAGCCUCAGAGGGCGCAGUGUGCAGAGUGUAGUGCCCUUGACAAUGGACAGCCCUCAACUUCCAUGCGCUGCUGCAGCAGCAGCUGCUCAUGUGUUGGAGGUGCCGUUCCCAAGUGUUGUGAAACAAACUUGGGGGCGAUGGAUGUAAGCUUUGCAAUCUGCAGAAGCUUGGCAGAGGGGGGCAUGCAGCUCAGGCGCUCUAAAGCGGUAGUCUUACAGAAUAAGUGAUGCGUUGUAUUCGGCACGGCAACAUGCUGAUCUGAGAAAUGCCAGAACUGCACCUUCUAUGAGCCGCUCUCUCAUGACCCAUGCAUGUCUCGAACAUGCAGCAGCCACAAGCGAAGCCAGAGGAGCCUGAUCAGCUCCAUUUCUGAGGGAAUUGGGUGGAAGCUUCCGUCCUGCAUUGUGCUCGGUGCUGUCAAUCACAGAUGCAUUUCCGUGGGCCAUGGCAUGGCAUGGUAGCAUGGCUCAUGUGAACGACAGGAUUGG